Messenger RNA from Ceratina calcarata, 546 nucleotides. Its product is annotated as histone H4. The transcript has a single exon. Bases 75 to 386 code for a protein of 103 amino acids. Gene Ontology annotation, cellular component: nucleosome. Gene Ontology annotation, molecular function: DNA binding; structural constituent of chromatin; protein heterodimerization activity. Lineage: Eukaryota; Metazoa; Arthropoda; Insecta; Hymenoptera; Apidae. The record is from RefSeq and is a predicted model, not a curated record.
AUUUCGACAUCAAAAUCGUUUCUGGAGUCGUAAACUGCGUUUUGUGCUGUGUUGACUACAUAUUUGCGAUCACGAUGACUGGCCGUGGUAAAGGUGGAAAGGGAUUGGGAAAAGGAGGAGCGAAGAGACAUAGAAAAGUAUUGCGUGAUAACAUUCAAGGCAUUACCAAACCUGCCAUCAGACGUUUGGCGAGACGAGGCGGUGUUAAGAGAAUCAGCGGAUUGAUUUACGAAGAAACUCGUGGCGUCUUGAAAGUGUUCCUUGAAAACGUCAUUCGUGACGCGGUCACUUAUACUGAACAUGCAAAAAGGAAAACUGUGACAGCCAUGGAUGUAGUUUAUGCUUUGAAACGACAAGGCAGAACGCUGUACGGUUUUGGCGGUUAAACUACGAAAGAAAAACCAAUUUUACUUACAAACGGCCCUUUUCAGGGCCACCAAAUAUUUCUUAAUGUGUGAUACAUUCUCGUUUGUACUUCUCGUUAUCCUAAUCCCGAUUAAUCCUAAAGUAUUCUUACCUAGUAAUAAACAUAAAAUUUGUCGAAAA